Molecule: messenger RNA, 774 nt
Organism: Gryllus bimaculatus (two-spotted cricket)
Lineage: Eukaryota; Metazoa; Arthropoda; Insecta; Orthoptera; Gryllidae
Source: the annotation of a GenBank genome assembly
AUGCAGAAGGACACGUGCGGCCAGAAGGUGGUGCCGGUGGACCCCAAGCACUGCCCGACGACGGCGCUGUGCAACGAGGCGUGCGGCGAGGCGGAGCAGAAGUUCGUGAAACACGUGUACGUCGUACCUAUCAAACGCUGCCUCACCGGCUUCGUCUUCCGGGGCUGUCAGCGAAUCUGUUCCACUCUGUACGAUCCAGUCUGCGGAUCUGACAACAAAACCUACUCCAAUGAAUGUUUCCUGGAGCUGGAAAACUGCAGGUCACGUGCUCUGGUGUCAAAGAGUUAUGACGGACGUUGUGGACAACCGGAGAACAAGCCUCGCAACUACUUGUAUUGAAAAGUGAUGAGAACAUAUUUUUGACUUUUCUAUUUUUUUGCUCUUUGAAAAUGUUGCAAGCUCGAAUAGUUUUGUGAUAUAAAAUAAAAGGCAACCAUUGAUAAGUGAAUGAGGUAAAAACUCACAUUUUAUACAUAAACAGAUUUGCUCAGAUAAUCAGUCAAAUGUGUGGUAUAAUGCACAUUUAUGAAUGUUAAGGUCAAUCAACAAAACAAUGUGAUGAAACCUCCACCAAAGAAAUACUCUUCUUUGGAAGAAGUGAACACUACAAAGUGCUGUCCAUGACUUCAUUUUUGACUUCCUUUAAUCAAGAUGGCAGGAAGGCUAUAAAAUGAAAACAACUCACGAAAACUGAAUGUGUAUUGAUAAGCGUUCUUUGAACGCUUUCAUUACAAAUGAAAUAUACUCAUAUGUUAUACUGAAGACUAUAUUUCA